Molecule: messenger RNA, 1171 nt
Organism: Jatropha curcas
Lineage: Eukaryota; Viridiplantae; Streptophyta; Magnoliopsida; Malpighiales; Euphorbiaceae
Gene: AT17.1
Product: plastid movement impaired protein
Source: RefSeq, a predicted model, not a curated record
CUAAUGACUUUCAAAGGAAUCCAUGUCCUUAUCUCUCACCUUCCCUCCCGUACUCUUUAUAAUUAUAAGCCCUACCCAAAUUCACAACUUCAUACCACUGUAUCACCAACCUUCACAACUAUGGGAAACACUUUAGGAGGCAAAAAGACUGUCAAGAUCAUGAAGAUAACCGGUGAAACCUUCAAGCUAAAAACUCCGGUGAAAGCCGGUGAGGUUGUUAAAGAUUACCCAGGUCUUGUUUUGUUAGAAUCAGAAGCAGUUAAGCAUUAUGGGAUUAGAGCAAAACCUCUUCAACCAAAUCAGGAUUUGGUUCCAAAGAGGCUUUACUUUUUAGUAGAGUUGCCUAAGUCUCCAACAGAGAAAGUUGCAAGAAGGGUUCGGUCUGGACCGAUUAAUAUGAGCGCUAAAGAUAGGCUCGAAAGUCUAAUGUUGGCUCGAAGAUCGGCUUCUGAUCUUUCUAUAAUUAAGAAUACUUCUAGCAGUAGCUUUGUUUCUGAUGAAACAGAGAAAAAUGGGCAUGAAGAGAGUGCAGUUAGGGUAAAAAUGAGACUACCCAAAGCAGAAGUUGAAAAGUUGAUGAAAGAAAGCAAAAAUGAAGCAGAGGUAGCUGAAAAAAUCAUGAACCUUUAUGUGGGAAACAAAGAGAAAAAAUCUAAUGAUCAAACUAAGCUUUCGAAGACUUCUGUUAAUGGAAGAGUAACUAAUGAAGAAAGUGUUAAGAAGCGAGUUAGUUUCUUGCCAGUCAAUGAAGGAGAAAUGCAAAUAGCUGUGGCUUCUUAUUAGCAAAAUGAAUAUUAAUACAAUAUAUGAUGAAUUACUCUCAAUAAAUUGUGAAGAAGAGUGAAGUAGUUGGAUCUCCAAGUUUUUGGAAUGCUCCAAAUUCCACUUGAGCGUCUAAAUCUGGAUCAAUACCAGCAAAGACAAGAUCAUAUAUAAAUUGCAUUCUCUCUACUUCAGCCUUCAGCCUUCAGCCUUCAGCCUUCAGAUUCUCAUGUACCAAGCUCUUAUUUUCUUGUAUAUACAAAACCAAAAAAAAUGGAGUUUUCAGAUUUUCGAGGAUUAUGAAUUUAAGAGCAUGCAGUGGUGAGAGAUGUAACCCUUUGACAUAUCUUUUCACAGUGACUCAUAGGAUGAUAAUUUUAACUUUUAUUACUUAUAAUUGUUUGUAUUU